Molecule: messenger RNA, 3115 nt
Organism: Closterium sp. NIES-67
Lineage: Eukaryota; Viridiplantae; Streptophyta; Zygnematophyceae; Desmidiales; Closteriaceae
Source: the annotation of a GenBank genome assembly
UAGAUAGUAGCAGCCCAACCAUAGACUGAAUUCUGCAGCCUACAAGUCGUCAUUCUGACAACCCCUGAAACCGCACCAGUUCACCCCGGCGAGGUUACUACACGCAGCCCCUAAACGUUGGACUUCUGUGCGAGCGGGACUCUAAGUACCUAGGAGACUCCAAGCACGAGAAUACGCAUCUAUCCUCUCGGCAUGCUUAAUGCGGUUACCGAGUGUUCCGUAGCAGUAAGGUUACAAUAGUGUACAACGUCGCCACAGUUAACUAUAGUCAGGUUUCCAUUCUGUCCGUAUUAAGCACAUUCGUAACCUCGGGAAACCUGGUGCAGGAUCUUCCGCCUGCUUUCCCGUUAAAGCCCGGUCUCACAUAAACAAAGCCCGGAUACGAGACCCGGGCUUUAACCUAUUCCCCACGCGAUGAACUUCUUUCGGCGGAAGGCGCAGGUUCAGCCGGCGCCGGACCGCGAGCCUCAGGACCCGUCGCAUGCCGGGAAAUCCGGCGCAAGUGACGGCGCUGCGCGGCCCGAUGGCGGCGCGAGCGGCGGCGCGACGGACGCCCCGACUGGCGGCGCGAAGGACGGCGUGGUUCGCGCUGUGUCGGGCGAUUGGAUGGGCCGGCCAGAUCUUAGGGGCGAAGAGCUCGUGCACAUCCACGUGCCUGGGACGCUCGGGCUCUUGGCCCGGCCCAACGCCAGCCUGGCAGAGAUCUGGGAGGCUCGGCCGGACCUGCUAGGCUCGGGCCGGCGCUACUUCCUGACGACCCGGCUGCGGGGGGAGACGGGGGGGAGGGGGGAGAGCUUGGCGCGCGCGAGUGCCAAAGUGGAGGUGCUGUUUCACGGAGGGGACAGGCUGCGAGCAGGACUGCGAUACCGUGCGCACUGCUGGCUGGGGCCAGAGGCUUCAGGAGCGGGCAAGGGGCCGGUAGGCCGGGGUGGUGAGAGGGAGGGCGGGGAGCAGCAAUCCAUGUCCUCGCACCUCGCAUUCGCAUCGCUCUCCUUUGCGCGCGUCACAGCAGGCCAGCAGGCCAAGGAGGUCCCAGGGGGCACGACUCUUCAGCAGCUAUGGCGGAGACACCCCACUCUGUGCGACGGCCACCGCUAUUUCCUCGUCACUCACACGCACACCGCUGCUGCUGCUGCUGCUGCUGCUGCUGCUGGCAGUGCUGCCACUGGGGCUGCUGCUGUUGCUGCAGCUGCUGCGGAUGAUGCCGAUGUGUUAUUUCGCCCACAGGACGUGUUACAAGCGGGCGCUUGUUACCGUGCCGAGCCCGUGAGGGGCCCCCUUGCCUCUAUGCUUGCCCCUCCUCUACAAUCAGACCCGUUACAAGCCACAGCUGCACCCACCACCUCUGCAACAUUCCCACCCACAGCCCCGCCCACAGCCCCGCCCACAAGGGCUACUAUAGAGCUGCCAGAUGGGACUGUGCGGGAGAUAGAGGCAGGGUUGACUCUGAGGGAGGUGCACCGAAAGUUGUCGGACUACUGCGGCCGGCUGGCGAAGCUCGUCCUACUCCCUGGCUCGGACGGUGGUUGGAGUGAGGGUGCUGCUGCUGCUGCUGGUGCCGGCGCUGCUGUUGCUGGUGAUGGUGAUGGUGCUGCUGCUGGGGGAUCCACCCCUGCAUCGUCUUAUGACAACAGUACAUCUAAGUGCACCAGCAGCUCCACCGGCACAAGCACCAGCACCAGCAGCAGUGCGCUGCUGUUUGGCAAUGACCCCCAAGUGCUUCUGCUGCCUAACGAUACUGUCAAGGCUGGCCGGCACUACAAGGCCCAAAUAUUUUACCCCCAGCGCACGCCUGACAGUUCCCCGCUGCAGCACCUGCCCUCCUUUGCCAGCCCCUCCUUCAACGCCCUCUCCCCCCACGGCUCCUCCCCUCCCCCCUCCAUGAAACUAGACCCCCUCUUUGCUGCUGCUGCUGCUGCAGGUAGGGUUACCGCAGUUGGCCACUCCCUCUCCCCUCUCCGCACCUCAGUCGCUCGCUCGCACUCGGCUGACAACCCAUCCCCACUGCUCAAACCUGCUGCCGCUCCUGUUAUCAGAGCUGCUCCUAUCGAGUACAGGGUUGCUGGUUACACAGUCUCUGGUAACACUGUAAUGGCUCCCUUCGCUGAGACAGGUCCUGCUGUUCCUGCUGCUCCUGGUAACUCCUCUUCUGCCUCUGCGUCUGCUGCUGCUGCUGCGGCUUUCUGGGGCAUGAGCAGGGAAGCAAUGGCAAGCAGAGCUGCCGGUGCUGACACUGCAGGCACCAAGCUUCCCUCCUCGUUCUCUGCAUCAUCUGCGGGGCAAAGGGCCACCUCGUUCCCUGUGCCUGCCCGUGACCUGGGGGGGGCUGGGGUGAGUGGGAGCAGCAGGAGCAGUGGCGCAGUUGCUAUGGGUAAAUCUGAUGCUGCUGGUGUCAAUGUGACGGGGAAGGCUGAGGGGCAGGGAAGGAGUGAUUCUGGUGCGCUGAGUGCAGCAAACAGAGGGAUUGGUGGUACGGGGAAUGGAAUCGUUGGGGGGCAGAGGGGAGAGGGUGGGGUAACGGUAAGUGAGAAGCCUGGUGCUGGGGAGAGUGGAGGGGCGCAGGUGGAGAGCCAGAGUGGGAUCUUCCAAGGGGCGCUGGGGAAGUUCUCGCAGUUUUUCAAGUGAUCUAGAGUUGCUCGCUUCAACCGUAGGGGAGAGAGAGGGCGAGUGUGGAGAGUGGGAUCUUCCAAGGGGCGCUGGGAAAGUUCUUGCAGUUCUUCAAAUGAGUGGUUACCUGCGUUGUUCUGUUCACCAUUAGGGGAGAGGCCGGGUGGAGAGGAGAGUACAUGGGCACAGGUCGGGUUGGAAAGACACAGUCUGAUCUUGCAAGGGGCGCUGGGGAAGUUCUCGCAGUUCUUCAACUUACGUGUUGCUCACUCUACUGGUAGCGUGUAACCUUAUGGAAUGGAUUUCUUGGUGCAAUGAGUGAGGCACUGGUAGGGGAGACGGCUGGCGGGGAGUGGGGGAUGGGGGCACAAGUGGAAAGCCAGAGUGGAAUCUUCUUCGGGGUGUUCUUGUCAACAUGGUAUUUGCAUAUGUUUAUAGAGUAGAUAGGUGCAUGCUUAUAGAGGUUACAACCCCUCAGAACAAAAGCACCCUAUAUCUCGCAUUCUAG